Notolabrus celidotus (New Zealand spotty) is the source of this 5347-nucleotide messenger RNA. It is a transcript of the gene aldh1l2, whose product is annotated as aldehyde dehydrogenase 1 family, member L2. Gene Ontology annotation, molecular function: aldehyde dehydrogenase (NAD+) activity; formyltetrahydrofolate dehydrogenase activity. The transcript has 23 exons. Gene Ontology annotation, cellular component: cytoplasm. NCBI's taxonomy places the organism in Eukaryota, Metazoa, Chordata, Actinopteri, Labriformes, Labridae. The record is from RefSeq and is a predicted model, not a curated record. The coding region runs from base 233 to 3004 and encodes 923 amino acids. Gene Ontology annotation, biological process: one-carbon metabolic process; biosynthetic process; 10-formyltetrahydrofolate catabolic process.
UGUGUCCGCUGCUGUCGAGAAUAAGCUGGCUGUGGUGAGCCUGGUCCACGGCCACUCCUCUGACUCACACACUCACACACUGUCACACACAGAGGAAGGUGUGUGUGGCCAGCAGCGCACAUACCUCAGCAGCAGCAGCAGUAGCAGCAGCUCGGACACACUCUGCUCUCUCUCUGUGUGGAUUCAAUUAAAUUAUUUUAAUACAUUUUUAAAUAUCACAAACACCGCCAUCAUGUUGUGGACGGCGAGUCAAGUCUUCAGGAGAUUCUCCACCUCGUCCAAUUACUACCAGAAUAAGCUGAAACUAGCGAUCAUUGGCCAGAGUCUGUUCGGCCAGGAGGUGUACAGCAACCUGAGGAAGCAGGGACACAAGGUGGUGGGUGUGUUCACGGUCCCCGACAAGGAUGGGAAGGCUGAUCCUCUGGCGGUGGCAGCAGAGAAAGACGGGACACCGGUGUUCAAGUUCCCUCGGUGGCGGUUGAAGGGGAAGCCGAUCCCAGAGGUGGUGGAGGCGUACAAGGCGGUGGGCGCUGAGCUCAACGUGAUGCCCUUCUGCUCCCAGUUCAUCCCCAUGAACGUCAUCGACAACCCGACACACGGCUCCAUCAUCUACCAUCCUUCAAUCCUGCCUCUGCACCGAGGAGCCUCCGCCAUCAACUGGACUCUGAUCCAUGGAGAUAACAAAGCCGGCUUCACGGUGUUCUGGGCCGACGAUGGACUGGACACCGGACCCAUCCUGCUGCAGAAAGAGUGUGCUGUGGAGGCCAACGACACCGUGGACUCGCUUUACAACCGCUUCCUCUUCCCUGAGGGCAUCAAGGCCAUGGUGGAAUCUGUGCAGCUCAUCGCUGACGGGAAGGCCGCUAAAGUUCCUCAGACAGAAGAAGGAGCCACAUACGAGGGCAUUCAGAAGAAGUCCAAUGCCAAGGUCAACCUGGCCCAGCCAGCACAGGCCAUCCACAACUGGAUCCGUGGCCAUGACAAAGUCCCCGGUGCCUGGGCUCUCAUUGGUGGUCAGUCCGUGACCCUGUACGGGUCUUCCAUGCUGGGUGAGUCAGUACCAGCCGGUCAGCCCCUGGAGGUUGAGGGAGCAUCGCAGCCCGGCGUGGUCACCAAGAAAGGACUGGUCCUGUACGGGACUGACGGGAAAGCUCUGCUGGUGAAGAACCUGCAGUUUGAGGACGGGAAGAUGAUCUCAGCAUCCAAAUACUUCUCAUCAGGAGAGAGCUCGAGUGUGGAGCUGACGGAGGAAGAGAAGAAGCUGGCAGAGGAUGUCAGGAACAUCUGGAAGGGAAUCCUCAGCAACGUGUCAGCCAUUGAGGACUCAACAGACUUCUUCAAGUCUGGAGCGGCCUCCAUGGACGUGGUCAGGCUGGUGGAGGAGGUGAAGCAGAAGUGUGCCGGCAUGCAGCUGCAGACAGAGGACGUCUACAUGGCCACCACCUUCCAGGACUUCAUCCAGAUGUUCGUCCGCAAGCUGAGGGGAGAGGACCAGGAGGAGGAGCUGAUCAUCGACUAUGCAACCAAAGAUGUGAACAACAUGACGCUGAAGAUGCCAAACCAGUGUUUCAUCAACGGCAAGUUUGAGGACGCUGAAAACGGAAAGACCUACAACACCAUCAACCCGACUGAUGGAUCUGUGAUCUGUAAGGUGUCCUACGCCUCAGUGGGCGACGUGGACCGGGCUGUGGCAGCUGCUAAAGAGGCAUACGAAGUUGGACCAUGGGGCCGGAUGAACCCCAGAGAUAGAGGAAGUCUGCUGUACAAACUUGCUGACCUGAUGGAGGAGCACCAGGAGGAGUUAGCCACCAUUGAAUCUAUCGACUCUGGAGCCGUGUACACACUCGCCCUGAAGACGCACGUGGGCAUGUCCAUCCAGACCUUCAGAUACUUUGCCGGCUGGUGUGAUAAAAUCCAGGGUAAGACAAUCCCGAUCAACCAAGCCAGACCGAACCGCAACCUGACCUUCACUAGGAGAGAACCUCUGGGUGUGUGUGCCAUCGUCAUCCCCUGGAACUACCCGCUCAUGAUGCUGGCAUGGAAGAGUGCUGCCUGCCUCGCCGCUGGAAACACGCUCGUUCUUAAACCUGCACAGGUCACUCCUCUGACAGCGCUGAAGUUUGCAGAGCUGUCAGUGAAAGCUGGGAUUCCCAAAGGAGUUGUAAACAUCUUACCGGGCUCAGGCGGGAUGGUGGGUCAGCGUCUGUCCGACCAUCCAGACAUCCGCAAGCUGGGCUUCACUGGCUCCACACCCAUCGGCAAACAGAUCAUGAAGAGCUGUGCAGUUAGUAACCUGAAGAAGGUUUCCCUGGAGCUUGGUGGGAAGUCGCCGCUCAUUAUCUUUGGGGACUGUGACAUGGACAAGGCUGUUCGCAUGGGCAUGAGCUCUGUGUAUUUCAACAAAGGAGAGAACUGCAUCGCUGCAGGACGUCUGUUUGUCGAGGACUGCAUUCACGACGAGUACAUCAGCCGAGUGGUGGAGGAGAUCAAGAAGAUGAAGAUUGGAGACCCUCUGGAUCGCUCCACAGACCACGGCCCUCAGAACCACAAAGCUCACAUGGACAAGCUGCUGGAGUACUGCGAGGUGGGAUUGAAGGAGGGGGCCACGCUGGUGUGCGGAGGCAGACAGGUGGACAGGCCAGGUUUCUUCAUGGAGCCCACUGUGUUUACCGGCGUGGAGGACCACAUGUUCAUCGCCAAAGAGGAGUCCUUUGGCCCCAUCAUGGUGGUGUCCAAAUUCAAAGAUGGUGACGUGGACGGCGUGCUGCAGAGAGCCAACGACACAGAGUACGGCCUGGCCUCUGGCGUGUUUACCCGGGACAUCAACAAGGCGAUGUACGUGAGCGAGAAGCUGGAUGCGGGGACAGUGUUUGUAAACACGUACAACAAGACGGACGUGGCUUCACCGUUUGGAGGCUUCAAGCAGUCCGGCUUCGGGAAAGACCUCGGAGAGGACGCUCUCAGUGAAUACCUCAAGACCAAAGCAGUGACUGUGGAGUACUAAGACUCUCUGAAUGAACUCUGACCCACAUCCGUCUGCUUCAGUCAGACAUCCAGCUACAUUCUGCAGGACAGUGUGUGAGAGUGUGUGUUUGUAUAUGUGUGUGUGUGUGUGUGUGUGUGUGUGUGUGUGUGUGUGUGUGUGUGUGUGUGUGUGUGUGUGUGUGUGUGUGUGUGUGUGUGUGUGUGUGUGUGUGUGUGUUUGUGUGUGUGUGUGAGAGAGUGUGUGUGCUGAAUGAAUGAAUUAAUGAGAGGAGAGCUUUGUUGUUCACCUCAGUCUGGACAACGUGCCUGUCUUUUCUUGGCUGUCUGAGUGAAAGAACUCACAUCAUGGACAAGAGACACCUGGUUUUUACCCGUCUGUGUUUCUACACACACAAACCUGGAGUCGGACGCCUGCUGGGAGCUGAGCUGGGUCCGACUGUGCUUUCAAAUAAGAGUGUGUUUUAACAUAAAACACACUCUCUGUUUUUAAGAAGUUUAUUCAGUUCUCAAAGUAGUUGCUGUUUUUGUCUAUGAGCUACAUCGUGCCAUGAGGUCAAAAUCUUUGGAGAAGAUGAGAGAGGUGUUAAUUUAAAGGGAAAUUACGUCAUUUUAUAAGCAAGGCCUGGAUUUAACAUAUUUGGGGUCGAACAGGAGGGAAAAGGUUGAGUUGAUUUCUUACAUUGGCGGCUGCAAACAGGCUGUGAUGCAAGCGAUAUCAUCUUUAAAGGGAAAGUCUGUCAACUUAAAGUUCUUGUUAUCACUGAUGAUCUCAAACAGUUCUUCUGACAGUCUGACAACACGUCAAUGACGUGCAUUAAUCCUGCAGAGAUGCACCUUUUUUUAAAUCCAGAAUCAGCUGUUUGAUCGUUUUCUUCAAAGGCACCAGACUCCAUUUAUCACAACUGCUAUUUUACCUCCUCAAUAAUAAAGACACUGAGGGUGUCGAACCACUGCUGCCCCCUGCAGGUGGUUUAUUCAUGCUUUGCCUAACUUAUGUUUUCAAUUGGUUUGUUGGAUGCAGGACAGUAUUUUUAAACACUAAAUAUCUAAACGAUUGAUAAAAGGGAUCAGUAAAGUCUUUAUUCAGCAGGAACAAUGACUGAUUAUGUCUUUGGAGUCUGGUGGCUUUGAAGAGAGAGGCGUCAUUGUUCUUAUGUGGUUAAAAAACAAGGAAACAAAGAGGUCUCUCUCUGCAGGGAUCCUCUCUGUGAUGAUGUCAGACACCAGAAAAACAAUCUGAGCAUCUCAGUGGACAAACUCUGGUACACCGCCGCCGCCACAACAAACAACAGGCUGAAAACAGGAGUUAAACUGCACUUUAGGUUUUAAAAAGAAGUCACAUCCUGGUUUUAACAGUGUUCACCUCCACCUGUAAACACACCUCACAUGUCGGGAUGUCACAGAUCUGUCACAGGUCAUGACUUUUAGCGGUUUUAGCUCCUUCAUCUUAUUUUGUUUGAUCGUUCACACUAACGUGAACAAAAUGGUAGCAGAGAAAGAAGGGAUUAUUUUUAUUGAUAGCUAAAGUCUUAAUGAGGAUUGAGAAGCUAAACUUUUAGAUUGAUUUCUCACUUUUUCAGAAUAUUUUACAGAUUAUCUUGAAUUAUCUUGAAACAGGCUGCGACAGUUAAACAAACUCGGUCACUUUUUAUUUCAUUUUUAUGAUCAUGUCUUGUUUUGUCUGGAUAAAGCUGUGAUGCCCAACAUUAAAGAUGUACUGUUAGCUUCUUCACAGCAUCACACAUGAUGUAUUUAUCAAUUUAGUCUCAUAUCAGAUAAGCUGUAUUUGGUGUUUAAGGUCUUUAUGCGUCUUAAAUGCUGCAAAAAAUGAACUCUUAAAGCUGCAUAACCCCGAUGACAAUCAAACUUUAAAAACAACACAGUGCAUUGCAUUAAUUUAUGAUGGUUUAACUGAGGCCUGUUUGUAUCCUGUUUAGAAUUUAAUGAUUGAUAUGAAACAGGAACAAAAAGUCCCUACAUAAAAACAAACAUUUACACACACACACGUGCAUCUCCUGCUGUGACUGAUACAGUUUUAAUUCUUGCUCCUCAGAGUCUUGGAGUCCUUUAUCCCUCACUGAAACUCUUCUUUUGUCAAUAUUUGACAGAAGAAGGAUUCAUUGAUAUAUAUUUUGUCACACAGGGAGACUCUGAUGUUACAUUCAGUAACUUUACACCUGUAAGAUGUUUUCUCUGCAGCGAUCAGGUGAAGAAGUCGUAAAGUUCGUUUUUUAUCCCACAGUGUGAGUAACCGUAGCAAGGGCUAAGAAGGGAUUCUUUAGGCGAGUUCUCCCCUUGAGGAGCUGCUUGUCUUCAGCAGCUGAUGUCAUGAAACGCUGAAUAAACCUUGAUCUGAAUUUUA